GCAGAAUGAAAAAUCUCAUAUAAAAAAAUUAAAUAUUUCUGCUGCAUGUGAAAUGUUAACUUCUUAUGUGUACUAUAACAAUAAAUGUGAGACAAUAAUCUAUAAUUUAGUGUAAUAUUUGUACGCGCCUUACGUGUAGGAGAAGCAAUGAAAAUAUGACGCGAAAAUAUGAUAUCAACUAUGUGCAGGCACCAGCAACAAAAUCAGUGUUUGUAGUGUCAGUGGAAAAUUGGCAAUUGCUGCGUACGUUUAUGUAAAUGCCGAGAACGACGGAUAAAAACAAAUUCGAGCUUUGUUUUUAAUAAACUCUGUGUGUGUGCGUGUGUGUGUGUGUGUGUACUGAGGAGCGCGUUCUCUCGUCUCAGUGCGAGAGUUGCAGCGAAAUAUUGGGGAAAAAGAGGCGCGAAAAAUUCGCAACAAAAUGGUUGUCUCAAAAGACAACAAGCGUCGCCGUAAGGAAACAGAUACGCCGCCAACGUCAUCGUCCGCGGCGUCGGCGGCGGCAGCAGCAGCAGCACUGGCUGUGGAGUCAUCACCCGAGAUGCCUAAAAGAACGAAGGUGCAGGCACAGCGUAAAUUCGCCCAAGGCCAGAGUGCGCCCAAUUCAGCCGGCGGUGGUGCAUUCAACGCUGCCAGCGUUGCAGCAGCCGCAGCAGCAGCAGCAACAGCGGCGGCAGCAGCUGCAGCAACAGCAUCGGGUUCCUCAUCGUCUGCUGGGCCAAGCACAUCGACAGCAGACAGCCUGCAACAGCAACAGCCACCGAUUGAGAUAUUGCCGAAUCAGCGCCCGAAACCGCAGGAUUUUCUAACGUUUCUCUGCUUUCGCAGUUUUCAGGGCAAACCCAAGGCCAAUGAUGCAGGUGCUCUUCCGCCCAGCAGCGAUGCUGUCAACAACAACAACACCACCAACAACAACAAGAAGAACAAUAGCGGCAGCAGCAAGAAGAAACGCGGCCGACCGGCCAAAAAACCAGGCACGGAGCAGAUGCCAACAAUGACUAAAACAGCAAGUGAUAAAAUUGAAGCAGCAGCGACGCCCACGCCUCCUCCGCCUGUCCAAUCUCAGCCUCAGUCUCUGCUGCUGGCUGGAGCAGUGCGUAAGCGUGCCGAGGUUAUUGCCGAGGGCAAUCGACGAGGAGGACGACGUCAGGAGACUUUAAAGCGUCGCUCGAAUCGCGCCGGUAACAAGGAAAAAGAUGAUGAACCGGAGCAGCAGCAGCAGCAGCAACAGGCGCAGCAGAAGCAGCAGCAGAAUAAUGCAGACGCAGACCAUGUCGAGGAGGAGGCGGAGGAUGACGAGGAGGAUGAAUUUUUUUCGGCGCAUGAUGCCAGCUCGCGUAAUGGUGGGGCUGCCGCCGUUGCCGAUGAGACGAUCUCCAAGUCGGAAACAAUGCAAUCAAAUACAAGACGUGGUCGUGGCAGAAAAUCGGUUGUGGCAGUAACAGCAGACUCACCUGUUGCAACCAACGAGAGCAGGGCCAGCAAGGAGAAGGAGAAGGGGCCCGUGAAACGUUUGCGUCAACAGCGUGAAUCACCCAUUUUCAUACCCUCCCCGGAAUCAUCGGGACGCAUGACGCGACAGCGUGCUUUUUUUGAGCCUGUCAAAGUGCCACCAAAGCAAGAGCCGUCAGAAGUGGAGGAGAAGCACGAGGUCGAACAGGAGCAAGAGCUGAAGGAACAAAAAAAGAGCAAGGAAAAGGAGCAGCUGCAGAAGCAGUCAACGCCAGCAGCAACAGUCGAGUCCAAGCAGCAGCAUCAGCACAUCAAGGAGAAAAUCAACUCGAGCAUUUAUGCCAAAGAUGCGGCCAAGCUAGAGAAUGGUGUCACCACAGCGACAGCUGCUGCGGCAGCGGAGCAACAAAAGGGUCUCAACGUCUUCGAUUUCAGCUCCGAUGAUGAGCAGCCGCUGGCCAAGGCCAUCAAGCUGAAAAAGGGUGGCAAAAAAACGGCAGUGAGUGCGGGCGGAGGACCAGGAGCAACUGCAGCAGUAGCUGGCACAGCAAAUGCACGCGGUCGCAAAUCAGCCGGCGGAUCGGCAAAAAAGCAACAGCGGCUGGAGGAAAAGGAAAAGGCAGCAGUAGCAGCAACACCGCCUGAAGAGCCGUUGAAGACAAAGCGUGGCAAGCCAUUAAAAAAGAAAGCAGCCGAGCCGGAAAACGACGAGCAGGGGGUGGAUGCCGAGGAGUCCGAUUUAAGUCCACCCUCGCCCAAAAAGCCAACAAACAAUAAUAAUGCACGACCCGUGCGUCGUCAGGCGGCACAGCUGAAAGUGCAGCAGCGCUCGCGGAGUCCAAGUCCGCAGCAGCAGCAGCGCAGUCAGCGUCCGUCGCGUAAGACGAAAGAAGCGGCUGCCAUCUACAUGGGCAUCAUUGGACACAAGUUGCAGCUGGCAGAUGACGAGGACGAUGAUCUGUCGCUGAGCAGCUUCCCAGACAUACCCAAUGUCAAGCAAAUGGAGAAAAUGGAGAAGGAGAUUAAAAAGAAUGCGGCGGGCAAACAGGCAAGCAAACCAACAGCACCAACAGCAUCAGUAGCAACAGCAAAAACAGCAGAAGUAGCAGCAGCAGCAGGAGAAGGAGCAGAAGCAGUAGGAUCAGCUGCUGCUGCUGCUGCGGCAGUUGAGCCAACAACUGAAAUGCCAGCAGCAGCAGAAGCGCCGCCGGCACCUCCUCCUGUACCGCGACGCGGUCGACCGCCCAAGCAAGCGAAAGGUGCAACAACCGCAGCGGGGGCAACAAGUGCAGCAACAGCAGUAGCAGCUGCAGGCACAGUCAAGCCUCAGAUUGAGGGCAUGCUGGUGAAGAAAGGCGCACUGGCGCUGGCCAAAGCAAAGUCCGAACAGCAACAAAAAAACCAACAACAACAAGAACAGCAACAACAACAACAGCAGCAGCAACAAAAAGUCGACUCCGAUGCCGAGGAGGAUUUUUUAAUCAACGAGGAGCUAAACGAAACGAAGCGCAAGCUCGAGAAGAGUUUCAGUGACUCGGAUGAUGAGCCGCUGGCAAUUAAAGUGCCAACAGCAACAGCAGCGGCAGCAGCAGCAGCAACAGCAACAUCAGCAGCAACAACAACAACAACAACAUCCACAGGUGCAACAACAAACACAGCAACCAAAGCCAGCAACAGCAGCAGCAAAACGGAAACAGCAGCAACAACUGUGACUCAAACAACGACAGCAACAACAGCAGCAACAACUGCAGCAGCAACAACUACAGUAACUGCAACAGCAACAACAACUACAGCAGCAGCAGCAGCAACAACAACAACUGUAGCAGCAGCAGCAACAACAACUGUAGCAGGAGCAACAACAAUUGCAGCAGCAGCAUCAGCAGCAGCUACUUUAAAGCCACCACAACUGGGCGUCGCAACAGCCACGCCCAUAACGCCAUUAACCAUGCUGCCGCUGACAACAAAGCCCAGUCCAUUUUCCAUAUCGCCACCGAGCUAUGCAUCCGCAGCAGCCACACUGAAAGCAAUGGAAAAGAAAUCACCCGUGCCCACCUCGAAGAUAUUAAAUGUGCCUGCCACGUAUGCGUUGCCCGGCAGCGGAACAAUUGGCAUGGGUGUGGGUGCCGUUGGUUUUGGGAAGAGCACAUCGUAUUUGCCGCAGGCAUCGCCACACUAUCAAUCCCCGUAUGUGCGUCCACCGACGUUUUGUGCCGCUGCAGGUGCGGCUGCUGCCAUUGGCAAUAAGACGCCGCAUCCGCAACAGCAGCAGCAACAGUUGCUGGCAGCGACAGCAGCGGCGGCGGGGGCGGGGGCAACAAGCACAGCCCAGCAGACAUCGACACCACUCAAAUAUCAAACGGCGCCCACAAUCUAUCCGCCACCCAUUGAGGCGUAUCAGUGUCCCAAAAUCAAUCCCAAUUUUCUAACGCCCAAAUAUGAUCGGGCGAGCAUUUUGCCGCGUGUCAAUAACAAUAAUAAUGCGGUGACCAUUAGCAAUACAAGCGGCAGCAAUUUUACGGCGCCAACAAUUGCAAGGCCAACACUGAGCACACUGUCCACGCCCACCACACACGCUGCUGUUGCAGCGGCGGCAGCUGCAACUGUUGCAACAAAGGCAACGACUGCCGUUAGUCAAAGUCUUAGUUUGACCAUAACUGCAACGCCGCCAGCUGUGGCAUCCACAUCCGCAGCAGCAGCGGCCGCACAACAGCAACAACAAUCACAACAGCAGCAGCAACAACAGCAGCCGCAACAACAACAAUCACAACAACAACAGCAGCAACAACAACAGCAGCAGCAACAGCCACAUCCACAACAACAAUCGCCAGCGUUAACAAUGACACCAACGACGAGCACCAACAACAAUUCGGAUCCGUUGAAAGAUGAAAUUGGCAGCAUUCUGGCACAGGCAACACUCAUGCCCAGCAAGGAGGAGUCGGGCAAGAUCUUUGGCAUUGCCAGCGUGAGUCUGGCACAAAGUUCCGGGCCGGAUAACACCAAAUGUACGCUCGGCAAAUGUGGAUCGAUACACAAACCGGUGCUGGGACCCGUUGUGCCCACAGAGGCCUACUUUGGUGACCAGUUGUCGGGCAAGGAGCGUCGCAAGGCCAAGGUGAAUAUGACACACGAACAGAUCCAAAAGUGGCUCAUCGAGUGCAGCUCGAAUCCCGAUGAGAUCCAGGAUGAUCUCGAUGAUGAGUACGACGACAGUUUGAGGCCGCAACAGUCACAAACGCCGCCGGGUCCGACGCGUGACGAUAAGGAGAGCACCAGUUUCAGCAGCUCCUCGAAGAAUACACGCGGCGAGCUCGGCAAAAGUGAGAGUGCCUGGUCCGCCAAGGGGCCAUCCUUGAAAGCGACACCGGUCCUCGUCAGCGCUGUGUCAGCGGCAACAGCAGCAGCUGCAGCAGCAGCAGCAGCCAAUCUGCGGGAUACUGUGGACACUGAAUCGGAUACCAUGGACUUGGAUAAGUGUGUGACGCCCGUGAAUCUCACCCAGAAAAAGGAAGUGUCGGCUGCCGCAGCAGCAGCAGCUGGAGCAGCUGCCAACAGCAGCAGUGAUAAAAGGAAGCCGAAGAAUGCGGUUAAAGCAACAGUUGCUGCUGCUGCUGCUGCAGGGGUUGCAACUGGCAGCAACAAUAAGCGAGGUGGUGGAGCAACAGCUGCUGCCAACAAACGCCUUGCAGCUGCCACAAAGCUGUCGACGCCAACGCCCACCAAUAGCAGCAGCAAUACGCCCACCUCAGCAACGGCAACGACAACAACACUGACAACAACAACAAUGUCAGCUAAACGAACGCCCAUCUAUCAGAGCAGCCCAGGCAAAGCCAAGCUGGACAACAACAACAAGAAGCAGCAGCAGCAGCAAAAGUUGCCAGCCAAAACUUCAGUUUAUGCCUUUGGCAAGGAAGAGGAGACAACAACAACAACAGCAGCAACUGUAAAGAAAACAGCAGCAACAGCAACUGUUGCUACUGCAUCUGCUGCUGGCAACAAGGCGACAAAUCGUCGCCGCAAUCUUGAAGUGGAAGCAACAGCAACAAAAACUGCAACGCCGCCGCCAGCGUUAAGCGAACGUUCGCCGACUAAAAAGCGUGCGGCUGCCACAGCGGCAGCAACAGCAGUGCAACUGACGCUCAGCCCAACGGAUAAGCUGGAGAAGCCCAAGGCAGCAGCAGCAGCAGCGCGCAAGAAACAACAGCAGCAGCAGCAAAAGCAACAGCAGCAAAAGGAGCAGCAAGCAGCAGGAGCAACAACAGCCAGUGCUGGUGGAGAUUCGGAUGCAGAGGGUGCCACCUUUUACAUACCACUUUUGCAAGGCGCAAGCAGUGGCGAUGGUGGCAUUCAAGGCGUUGCCGUCAAGCUGGGACGCGAGGGACCCGAUGGACCCAAUCAAAAGGUGGUGAUGCAAGCGACGCUCGUGACCAAGGCGCAAAUGGACACGAACUCAGCGAAGCCGCUGCCCGACAAUGAGCAGCUGGUCAAAACGCUGCUCAAUGCGGCCAACACAAACACCAAUGAGCCAACAACGCCCAGCAACAAUAGCAACAGCUUAAAAGCCAGCACCUCAGCAGCAGCUGCAGUUGCAGUUGCAGCAGCAGCAGCUGCCGCAGUAACGGGAGCGGCAACAACAACUGCUUCUGGUAAUCUAGUCCGCGUCAAUUCCAAUUCAUCACUCUUCUCUGGCUCAGCCAAAUCCCGUACAGCUGCCACUGCUGCAGCAGCUGCUGUGAUGGCCGCCACGAAUGCGCUGGCCAAAAAGUACAAAGAUGAUACGCCCAUUAAGAUGGCCAAUAAUACGGCAUUCCCCAGGCACGAUGAUCCCACACAAAUGGUCGAGGCGCCCAUUUUUAAGCCCACCGAAAAGGAGUUCGCUGAUCCCAUUGAGUUCAUUGAGCGCAUCACACCAAUCGCCGCCAGAUUUGGCAUCUGUAAGAUAAUACCGCCCGCCAGCUUUAAGCCGGAGUGUCGGAUUUCGGAUGAGAUGCGAUUCACGGCGUAUAAUCAGUAUGUGCACAAGAUGUUGCAUCGCUGGGGACCCAGUGCCAAGGAGUUGAGUGCCAUCAAAAAGUAUUUGGCUACGCAGAGCAUUGUGAUGAAUCAUGCGCCCUGGAUUGGUGGCAUGGAGGUGGACUUGCCGCGUCUCUAUCACACCGUGCAGGAGCUCGGCGGCCUCAAGGAGGUCAUCGAGAAGAAGAAAUGGGCACGUGUCGCCGAAGAGAUGUGUAUACCAAAGCUCGCCCAGGAUCGGGUCACCAAACUGGAUGACAUUUACUGCAAGUACUUGUUGCCCUACGACACCCUCUCCCCGGCGGAACGCCAAAAACUCUUCGACGAGGUCGAAGCGGAUUGGGCCAAGCGAGAGGCACGCGCCCGUCGCAACGCGGAUCGCUUUGUCAAUUCAACGGAGAGCGUUUCUAAUGUCGAGGAUGAUCUAUCCACCGAUGAGGAUGAUGAAUCCGAGGAGGAACUCGACGGUGUCUCCAUGGAGUGCAUUGUCAAGGGUCGCAGCAUGCCACUCAGUCAAUUCUAUCGGAUUGCGCGCAACACUAUGGCGCUGUGGUUCAAGAGCACCGAUCCUACCGUUAACGAGGUGGAGGCGGAAUUCUGGCGACAUGUCGCCGUCCGCGAUAGUCAUGUGUGUGUGCAUUCCGGCUCCAUUGAUAGCUCCGGCUGGGGAUAUGGUUUCCCGAGUCCGGGUCCCAAGGGCAAGGGUUCGAAUUAUGCGCGUCACCCGUGGAACCUGAAGGUGCUCACAAAUAAUGCGGGCUCGGUGCUGCGCUCGCUGGGACCUGUUAUGGGCGUCACAGUGCCCACACUGCAUGUGGGCAUGCUCUUCUCCGCCUGCUGUUGGUAUCGGGAUCCUCACGGUCUGUCCUGGAUCGAGUAUUUGCAUACGGGCGCCUCCAAGCUCUGGUAUGGCAUACCCGACGAUCAGAGUGCCAAUUUCCGGUCGGCACUCACGUCUCUGAUUCCGACGCACUGUCAGAACAAGACCAUUUGGUUGCCCUGUGAUACGGUGAUGGUGCCGCCGCACAUGCUCACCGAUCGCGGUGUCUCACUGUGCCGCAUCGAGCAGAAACCGGGCGAGUUUAUUGUUGUCUUUCCGCGCGCCUACACCUCCAGUCUGGCCACCGGCUAUGUGGUCUCCGAGAGCGUUUACUUUGCCACCAACUCAUGGCUGGAUCUGGCCAAGGAUGACUUUAGGGACAUCCAUGAGAGCUGUGAGCCGGCCAUGUUCUCACUGGAGCAGCUGCUCUUUGCUUUGGGCUACGAUCAGCGCGUCAAUUCGGACACAUUGCAUCAGAUGCUGCCCAUGCUAAACGAUGUGUGCGAGAAGGAAUCGGCGGCACGUGAACAGCUUAGAGCCGCGGGCGUCACAGCCAGCGAAAAAGUGCAGGCGGAGAAGGGACAAAAGGGGACGAAGAAGCAACAGCAGCCGCCGCACAAAUCCAUCGAUAGCGAAUGCGAUCUGUGCCGUGCCAAUCUGUACAUAUCGAUGGUGCGCACCGAGGAUGGCAACAUCUACUGCUUGCAGCAUGCCCUCAAGAAUAUCAACAGUGGCAAUGUGCAACCGAAAAUUUGCAAACUGGUCUACGCCUACAAUGUGGACGAUGUGCAGCAACUGAUCCGCCAGUUGCAGGAGAAGAUUAAUCAGAUGCAUCACAAGGCGGCCGUUAAGAAAAAGUAGCAUCGACGACGGUAUCGCUACUAAGCCAGCGCAAUAAUUAUAAAGAUAAAGAUACCGAUUAGUUGAACGAUCUGACAGACGACGAUGAUCUUUGUACAUACAGCAACAUAUAUGCAUAGUUGUAAUUAUAAAUUAUAGUAUAUACAUAUAUGUGUAGGUUUAUUUUCAACGUGGCAAUGCUUGCAAUUUUGACUAGUUUAUAAAGAACUUUUAUAUAUACAUUAUAUAUAUGUAUAUAUAUAUGUAUGAUAUGUGCGCAUCUGUGUGUAUAUAUGUUUAGAAAUUAAUAUGGUUAAGAUGUAACACGUUUGCAAUGAUUUUUGU
Messenger RNA from Drosophila grimshawi, 8467 nucleotides. RefSeq names its product mucin-19 (gene Jarid2). Bases 422 to 8143 code for a protein of 2573 amino acids. Gene Ontology annotation, cellular component: nucleus. Gene Ontology annotation, molecular function: histone demethylase activity; DNA binding. The transcript is spliced from 5 exons. Gene Ontology annotation, biological process: chromatin remodeling. NCBI's taxonomy places the organism in Eukaryota, Metazoa, Arthropoda, Insecta, Diptera, Drosophilidae. The record is from RefSeq and is a predicted model, not a curated record.